CCCCUCCCUUCAAUGAGGCACCCCAAAUUUUUAUAACUCUUAAAAAACCACUCCAUCCAUGGCUUCUACCAAGCAGCUCUCAGCAACCCUUCUCAUCUUCUCAAUCCUUUUCUACUUAUCCACAUUCUCCAUUGCUUGCGGCACAUGCAAGCCCAGCCCCAAGCCUGGUCCAACGCCAGUGGCGCCCGCACCUAAGGCGGAAACCUGCCCUAAAGACACAUUGAAGCUAGGGGCUUGUGUGGACCUUCUAGGACUUGUCAACCUCAAAAUCGGAAUACCGCCAACGAGCGGUUGUUGCGCGUUGCUUGAAGGGUUGGCUGAUUUGGAGGCUGCCGUUUGCCUCUGCACUGUGAUUAAGGCCAAUGCUCUAGGGCUUGUCAACUUGGAAGUGCCAGUUGCUUUGAGCUUGCUUGUUAGUGCAUGCCAGAAAACAGUCCCUCCUGGCUUCAAAUGUGAAUAAGAUUUGGGGGCUAAUUACAAGCUCUUUAUAGUACUAAUUAAGUACUAAUUAAGAUUGUUAUAUGAAUAAAUUUGUUAGGAUGUGUGGAGUACAAUGUUGUUCUUGUGUGGUGGUAAUGUUGCUAUUGUUGGUUUUCUAUGCUCUUUCUUUUCCCUUGUUUUUUUCUUAGUUUUGGAACAAUUGGAUUAAUGGCCAUUUACUUAAAUAAACAGGCAAGCCUGUUUGCCUGUUUAAAUUAUGAAUUAUUCUUAUGUACUUGCUGUUGUUGAUGUAAUUUGGUGCCAUGAAUUAAUGGAUUUAGCUCAUGCUUUAAA
Molecule: messenger RNA, 774 nt
Organism: Pyrus x bretschneideri (Chinese white pear)
Lineage: Eukaryota; Viridiplantae; Streptophyta; Magnoliopsida; Rosales; Rosaceae
Product: putative lipid-binding protein AIR1
Exons: 1
Coding region: 59-460 (133 amino acids)
Source: RefSeq, a predicted model, not a curated record